Topomyia yanbarensis is the source of this 412-nucleotide messenger RNA. RefSeq names its product dolichyl-diphosphooligosaccharide--protein glycosyltransferase subunit 4. The record is from RefSeq and is a predicted model, not a curated record. The coding region runs from base 164 to 292 and encodes 42 amino acids. The transcript is spliced from 3 exons. Lineage: Eukaryota; Metazoa; Arthropoda; Insecta; Diptera; Culicidae.
CUGAACUUUUUGAUACGCAACGCACCUUGACGUCUGGUGACGUUAUCUUGUGUUGGUUGGUGAUCGCUUGAUUCUUGUGCGAAAACGUUUGUGAACUCUUGCAAUUUCUCAAUCUAUUAUUUUAUCGUACGCGUAAAUAUCAUCAAGAUAAGUCGCACGUAAAAUGAUCUCCGACGUUCAACUCGCUGUGUUCUGCAACGUUUUGGGAGUAUUUUUAUUCCUGUUAGUUGUCGGUUUCCACUACAUUAACGCAAACAUGGGAAGGGCUGUUGGUAGCUCAAAGCAUAAAUGAAGGUCCGAAGGUUUCUACUAGCAUUCCAUCUGGGAAACCAAGGAGAAGCUUUUAGUGUCCGAAUAUUUUAGAUUAUAAGCAUGAUUCACGUCGCAAAAAAUAAAUUGAUAUAGGAAGAAA